Molecule: messenger RNA, 4020 nt
Organism: Dicentrarchus labrax (European seabass)
Lineage: Eukaryota; Metazoa; Chordata; Actinopteri; Moronidae
Gene: uso1
Product: USO1 vesicle transport factor
Exons: 27
Coding region: 185-3088 (967 amino acids)
Biological process (GO): endoplasmic reticulum to Golgi vesicle-mediated transport; vesicle fusion with Golgi apparatus; transcytosis
Cellular component (GO): Golgi membrane; cytoplasm; Golgi stack
Molecular function (GO): protein binding
Source: RefSeq, a predicted model, not a curated record
CGCAUGCGCAAUGCCCUCACGUUUGUGUUCCGGGGUCGGUCAGUUGGUGUAAAAAUCAUCCUUUGGUACCUUCUUCCUUUCUCCCGUUCAUAUUGUUACUACACAGACAUCUGAGAGGGGCGUCUGGGGGGUUUUUCAGAAGGAGAGACGCUUUGAAAACGGCACCGAGAGGACGUCUGUAAAGAUGAACUUCUUCCGAGGAGUGAUGGGUGGGCAGGCGGUCGGGCCGCAGCCGUCCGGAGCGGAGACGAUCCAGAAGUUGUGUGACCGGGUAGCUUCCUCAACGCUCCUAGAAGACCGCAGAGAUGCUGUCCGUGCUCUUAAGUCCCUCUCUAAGAAAUAUCGCAUGGAAGUUGGCACACAGGCGAUGGAUCACUUGAUUAACAUACUGCAAACUGAUAGGUCUGACUCUGAAAUCCUUGGCUAUGCUUUGGACACGCUGUACAACCUAAUCUGCAACGAUGAGGAGGAAGAGCAAGAUGAAUCAGAAGCUCUCGCAGACGCAGUAACCCCUAUCCCUGUCGCAGGGAAGCAUAAGAACGUUUCCAUGCCUGAUGAGAAUGCCCAGAAGCAGGCAGAUGACCUGGGUGCCCAGUUCACAGAUACGUUCAUUCAGGACCCUGAACAUGUGACCCUGCUUCUCACUCUGCUGGAGGAGUUUGACUUCCAUGUACGUUGGCCUGCGGUGAAGCUGUUGACUGCUCUCCUCAAGAACCAGUGUGUCCAGGUCCAGGGUAUCAUUCUGGUCAGCCCAAUGGGUGUUUCCAGAUUGAUGGACCUGUUGGCAGACUCUAGAGAAGUAAUUCGCAAUGAUGGCUUGCUGCUGCUUCAACAGCUGACCAAAAGCAAUGCAGCCAUUCAGAAAAUUGUGGCAUUUGAAAACGCAUUUGAGCGUCUUCUAGAUAUCAUCACAGAAGAGGGCAGCAGUGAUGGAGGUAUUGUGGUGGAGGACUGUUUGCUGCUGCUGCUCAACCUGCUGAAGAACAACAGCUCCAAUCAGAACUUCUUCAAGGAGGGCUCCUACAUUCAGAGAAUGAAGCCCUGGUUUGAGGUUGGGGAUGAUAACUCUGGCUGGUCUGCACAGAAGGUCACCAAUCUCCAUCUCAUGCUGCAGUUGGUGCGAGUCAUGGUGUCUCCAGUGAACUCUCCUGGAGCUACAGCCAGCUGUCAGAAGUCCAUGUACCAGUGUGGCCUGCUGCAGCAGUUGUGUACCAUCCUCAUGGCCACUGGUGUGCCUGCUGACAUCCUCACUGAGACCAUCAACACUGUAUCGGAGGUUAUCAGAGGCUCACAGGUCAACCAGGACUACUUUGCAUCGGUCAACGCUCCUUCAAACCCACCAAGACCAGCUAUCGUAGUGCUGCUCAUGUCCAUGGUCAAUGAGAGACAACCAUUUGUGCUUCGCUGUGCAGUCCUCUACUGUUUCCAGUGUUUCCUCUACAAAAACCAGAAAGGCCAGGGAGAGAUUGUGGCUACGCUGCUGCCCUCCACCAUUGAUGCAAAUUCCAUCUCAGCGGGCCAGCUGCUGUGCGGAGGCCUGUUCUCAGCAGACUCUCUGUCCAACUGGUGUGCCGCUGUCGCCUUGGCUCAUUCCCUGCAGGACAACCUCACCCAGAAGGAGCAGCUGCUGAGGGUUCAACUGGCCACCAGCCUGGGAAAGCCCCCUGUCUCCCUGCUGCAGCAGUGCACUAACAUCCUCUCCCAGGGAGAUAAGAUCAUCCGGCGGGGCAGUAAAGUGCAGACCAGGGUGGGCCUCCUCAUGCUGCUGUGUACAUGGAUCAGCAACUGUCCGAUAGCUGUCACACACUUUCUACACAAUCAGGAAAAUGUUCCCUUUUUGACGGCACAGAUCUCAGAGAAUUUGGGAGAGGAUGAAAGGCUGGUGCAGGGCCUGUGUGCGCUGCUUCUCGGCAUCUGCAUCUAUUACAACGACAACUCACUGGAAAACUACACCAAAGAGAAGCUAAAGCAGCUCAUCGAGAAGCGGAUUGGAAAGGAAAACUUUGUCGAGAAACUGGGCUUCAUCACCAAACACGAGCUGUACUCGCGGGCAGCCCAGAAACCGCAGCCGGUCUUCCCGUCUCCAGAGCAGAUGCUUUUCGACCAUGAGUUCACCAAGCUGGUCAAAGAACUCGAAGGUAUGAUCACCAAAGCAGUUCACAAAUCCAGUGAGGAGGAGAAGAAGGAAGAGGAGGUGAAGAAGACAUUAGAGCAACAUGACAACAUUGUAACUCAGUAUAAAGAGCUGAUCAGAGAACAGGAUGCUCAGAUCCAGGAGCUUAAAGAGCAGGUAGCGUCCAUGUCAUCUCAGAACGAACAGAUGCAGACUACGGUCACCCAGCAGCUGUCCCAGAUCCAGCAGCACAAAGAUCAGUACAACAUCCUCAAGCUAAAAUUAGGUAAGGAGAACCAGAGUCAGUCUAACAGCCAGGGAGACGGCUCACAGAUGAACGGGCUGCAGACGGAGGAGAUCACACAGCUCAGAGAGGAGCUGGAGGAGCUCCGCAGGCAGCACGCACUCCUUCAGACACAACUCGGUGACAAAGACGCACUCAUCAACACCCUGAGGUCUGAGGCGUCACAGACAGCCGAAGUUUCAACUGGAGGAACAGACAACACAGAACUGCACAAGGAGCUGGAGGCUCUGAGGAGUCAGGUCCAGUCCCAGUCGGCAGAAAUCAACCAGAUGAAGACAGAGAGACAAGAACUGUUGAGAAGAGCUGAAGCUGGGUCCUCGGCUGCAGUCCCCGGCAGUGAUGGCUCAUUAGAUGCUGCCAAGAUGGCAGAACUAGAGAGCAGACUCGCAGCACAGACGACUGAGACAGAGAGACUCAAGGAAGAGGGAAAGAGCUCGUCGCAGAGCCGAGCGGAGCUGGAGCAGCAGCUGGCUUCAGCCACCAGCACGGUGGCAAUCCUGCAGACGGAGAAAGCAAAGCUGCAAACGGAAGUACAGGAGUCCAAGAAGGAGCAGGACGACCUGCUGAUGCUGCUGGCAGACCAGGACCAGAAGAUCCACAGCCUCAAACUAAGACUCAAAGACCUGGGAGAGACGUUAGAAUGUGACACUUUCCUUGCAGGUGGACGAUGAAGACGACCUCGACGCAAGGGACCAAACAGACGACGACGAGGAUGAAGAAGAUGAGGACUAGAGAGGAAAGAGGGAAAAAAAAACACUAAAAGAAGAAAAAAGACGAGAGAUGGGAAUUUGUCUGCCAGCAGGCAUGAAAAGACAUGAACACAUGUAAGAAACUGAAGCAUAGGACUAAUAUAUUGAAGCAGUUUCUCUCUCCAGCUGCCAUGCUAUCUUCAUUUGUCUUCACCCCCUUUCUCACAUCACAUGUACAUGUUAGUUAUUUGGACAUUUUUUUUGUGUUCAAGAUGUGGUUUUUCAGAGACAGCUAAAAAGAUUUGAACAUGUCAGUGCAUUCAUCUCUGCCAUUUUUACCAUCGAGUUUGUGAUGGAUUUUUACCAGUCAUGUGUUUAUUGUAACGUACUGUCAUAUAGCGUAGGUUCAUUUUGACACACAAGUCAUCUGAGAGGAUUUAAAAUGUAGCAACAAAAAAAAAAAAAAAGCAACUAUAAACAGAUUUGAUAUUAUCCUCGUUUUAUCAUAAAUAUGCUGGUGAGCUCUUCAGGCUGUUUUUUUUCCCAUCCUGCUCUGCUGCUCUCACCAGAUGCACCUGCAACAUGUCACUGUGCUGCUCCCUGAAUUUACCUUCACACCCCGAUCAUUUCGAGUUCAACGUGUUACAGUAUUUCAGCACUCACUGUUGUUCCAUUUCACUCUGACGACACAACCUAACCGCUCUACAAUAUGCUGCAAAACACUGACAGAAAAGAUGUAAAGACAAAAAAAGAUAUUUUUGCAACUUUUUGUCCAGUUCUGGCAUCCAGCUUCUGUAUGAUAUUGUGUAACUUAUCAAUUUAUGAGCCACAUUGAAAUGAAUAAAGAAUCUAUCAGUCUGUAUGCCUGUAUGGAGGAAUAAUUGUAGAUAAAUAAAAUUUUACUAAAUCCACAA